This is a messenger RNA of Daucus carota subsp. sativus, 399 nucleotides long. RefSeq names its product myrcene synthase, chloroplastic-like. Gene Ontology annotation, molecular function: magnesium ion binding; terpene synthase activity. Bases 1 to 399 code for a protein of 132 amino acids. Lineage: Eukaryota; Viridiplantae; Streptophyta; Magnoliopsida; Apiales; Apiaceae. The record is from RefSeq and is a predicted model, not a curated record. The transcript has 3 exons.
AUGGAAGCAAGGUGGUACACUGACUACUUUGAGACAUCAAUAGUAGCAGAAGAUAUAAAUGAUUCUGAUUUGCUUCGUUUUGCCAAAUUGGACUAUAACAUGCUCCAGGCAAAUUAUCAAGAUGAACUCAAAGAAUUGUCAAGAUGGUGGAAGCGCAUACAAUGGGCAGAGAAAUUUAGCUUUGCGAGGGGAAGGUUGAUAGAGUGUUUCUACUGGAGCCUGGGUUGCAACUUUGGACCUGAGUUUAAAUAUGCAAGGAGUGUGCUAGCUGCUGUUGGUGCCUUCCUAACUACUAUUGACGAUAUCUAUGAUGUAUAUGGUACUUUGGAGGAACUUGAAUUGUUGACAAAAUUAACAAAAAGUUGGGAUGCGGCAGACUUGGAUCAACCAGGGCCUUGA